This is a messenger RNA of Linum tenue, 1677 nucleotides long. The record is from the annotation of a GenBank genome assembly. NCBI's taxonomy places the organism in Eukaryota, Viridiplantae, Streptophyta, Magnoliopsida, Malpighiales, Linaceae.
CGUCAUUAUAAAAAUAACAAAUAGUGAUUAGCAGCCUAAGCUUGUAGUCUUGUAGAGUCAGCUAUAAAAGGCCCUUUGACCGGGUUUCCCCCCAUCUUAUCCUUUUUCAUGAUAAAUUCGACGGCCGCCGCUAGACGAUGACAGUAUCCACGGCGAAGCUCCCGGUCAUAGACCUCUCUUCUCCCGAUCGCUUAUCCACUGCCAAUUCAAUCCGUCAGGCAUGCGUCGACUACGGCUUCUUCUACCUCGCGAAUCACGGAGUGGAAGAAGAACUGAUCGAGAUGGCGUUCGAGGAGAGCCGCAAGUUCUUCUCGCUUCCGCUGGACGAGAAAAUGAAGCUGCCUCGCAAGGAACACAGAGGCUACUCUCCGUUGUACGCCGAGAAUCUCGAUCCGGACUCCAGUUCCAAAGGUGACUCGAAGGAAGCUUUCUACGUUGGUCCUGUACGUGGUUCCGGCAACAAAGCGGAGCUGAACCAGUGGCCUUCUCCAGGAAAUUUCAGAAGUUCUUCCUUCAUGGAGGUCGACAAUGGAGUCUUAUCAUGGAAAGGUCAUGUAAGUCAUGAUAUUGUUAAUCAGUUCCGAAUGAAUAUCUUCAUGCUUGCAAGAGUCUGUUCCUUUGGACUGGAAGGUGUGAGUAGUUUACCUGCUGCUGAUUACUGCCUCAGGUCAGCUGCAAGAAGACUAAUCUCCUUGAUUGCUCUGGCUUUGAAAUUGGAUGAAGAUUACUUUGUCAAGGUCGGAGCCCUGGAUGAUCCGGAAGGCUUUCUUCGUCUCUUACAUUAUCCUGGUGAACUGGGUUCUUCUGAUGAAGAACCAAUAUAUGGUGCUUCUGCACAUUCAGACUAUGGAAUGACCACUUUACUCUUAACUGAUGGUGUAGCAGGACUCCAGGCAUGUCCAUCUUACAGGGCUCUGCCUGAUAGCAGGUUUGUAGGGAGAAGUGGAGACAACCUAGGGUCUGGGAAGAUGUACCACAGAUACAUGGGUGAGUUCACAAUUGCUAAAAGAAUCUGUGCUUCAGUAUUGUGCUUCAUCGUUAACAUCGGAGACAUGAUGGAGAGGUGGACAAACUGCUUGUUCCGGUCCACCCUGCAUCGAGUGAUGCCAACUGGACAAGAACGCUACUCGAUGGCGUUCUUCAUGGAUCCUAAUCCAGAUUGCAUUGUCGAGUGUUUAGAGAGUUGUUGCAGCGAGUCUUGUCCUCCCAGGUUUCCUGCUAUACGGAGUGGCGAUUACUUCACUGAGCGGUUUAGGCUGACCUAUGACUAGUAUAGUGAAGGCUAAGCUGGCGUCUGCUUUGUAUUAUAUAUCAUCUGUUUUUUUUUUUUUCUUAUUCUCUCUGUUGUAAUUUUGUAAAAUGACAAAACAUAAAUUCCAAGGUUUGAAUCCGUGGUGAAUGUUAUUAUCCACACAUUCGCCGUCGGCGUCUUCGUCGGAUUAGGUUUCUGACGAGAUUGGCGGUGGUCCAGCCACCUUCUUCAUUUGCGACACCGGUGAGCGCGCUCUUGCCGGCAUCCUUCCUCCGUGGCGCAGAAUCAGAAUAUACUUUUUUGUUUUGUUACCUCGAGUCAACAAUUCAAGUCUAAUGCUGGGCCUGACUGGAAUAUUACUUACGUGGAUCCGUCUUUAUGGACUGGGCCCAGCCCACUUUAAAGUUGGGCCUUUAGUCAAAGCC